Messenger RNA from Neoarius graeffei (lesser salmon catfish), 725 nucleotides. RefSeq names its product RD3 like (gene rd3l). Lineage: Eukaryota; Metazoa; Chordata; Actinopteri; Siluriformes; Ariidae. The transcript has 3 exons. The record is from RefSeq and is a predicted model, not a curated record. The coding region runs from base 42 to 725 and encodes 227 amino acids.
UCCAUAUAUCAGUCUCUCUCACGCGUUUAAAGGUUUACCAUAUGGAGUCACAGCAUCAUGAGCAUCAUCCUUUCAAACCAAGUCUUGCAAUGCCAUUCCUGGCCUGGAUGAAUUCCUCUUAUCAGGAAGGUGAGCGUGGUCCAAACCGUGCAGCCUCCAUGGGCCCCAGCCGGGUGUUACUCCAGGAGCUUCUCUGGCAAUUCGAGCAGAGAGAGUAUCUGGCUUUGGAGGAAGAGCGGAAACGCUGCUCCUAUGGCGCUCUAGGAUAUUGCCAGCCUCUUACUCAGGACAGCUUGCUUGCCCUGAUACCAGCAUCUGAGUGCAGACUGUUAGAACGGCUCUGUGCCCGAAUUCCACCAUCACACACAGCCGCUGUGCUCUUCAGGUUCCGUGAGAUUUUGGCUCACAAUUAUGUUGUUCCCUGGGAGCUCGUGUGCAUCUUCAAACAGGUGCUGAGGGACUUCCUGAGAAGGCAGGAAGAGGUGGGCUACAGGAGGUCUUUCUCUCCAGCCCCGCCAAUGCUACUUCCUGUUUCUCCUCCUCCUGCAGACAUCAACACCCGUGACCAAAAGACUACAAAGUCAUCUUCUCUGGAAGGACAAGAAAAGCAUCGAGAAGAGAUCCCAACCAUAUCCAGCUACGUGGAUAGGCAUUUAAGUAGUCCUUGUUCCUAUACUGUCCAAAGAGACUGUCUCCCCUAUUGCCACUCUUUUCACUAUGACUAG